Molecule: messenger RNA, 2912 nt
Organism: Oryzias latipes (Japanese medaka)
Lineage: Eukaryota; Metazoa; Chordata; Actinopteri; Beloniformes; Adrianichthyidae
Gene: lbx1b
Product: ladybird homeobox 1b
Biological process (GO): regulation of transcription by RNA polymerase II
Cellular component (GO): nucleus
Molecular function (GO): DNA-binding transcription factor activity, RNA polymerase II-specific; sequence-specific double-stranded DNA binding
Source: RefSeq, a predicted model, not a curated record
UGAAAAAUAAAACAAAAACAUUUUUUUAUUUAAUAAGAAUAUUAUAGGCCUAAAUUCAGAGAGAACGAAAAUCAUUUUUAAUAUAAACAGAAGAAAUGAAAAAGCAAAAGGAACCGAUGCCACAAUUUAAUCCUAUUUGAUGCUAAAAACCUAAAAAGCAGAAACAGAAAAAUAAAUCACGUUUCACCUUUGCUUAUUAUUUAUGACACCCACUGGUUACGUCAUGACCUCUAUUGUAGAUGAAAUAAAGGCUGUUGCAUUAAACUGUUAAUGAGAAUAAAACUAGUAUCUUAAAUGUACCCGUUCAACAAUACGUUUGGGUUUCAAAAAAGAGCAUUUUCAUUCAUUUUGAGACAAAAAAGUGAAAUAAAAACUUUUUUUCGUUCAUUUUAAAUAGAGACCUGCUUUGGUGAUGAAGAACCCCUUGUUCCCGCCGCGUCGCUGGAUUCCGGCGCCAUGAAAACCUGUCAAACCUGCAGGAUGCUCGCAGGUCUGAGGAAGAGGAAAGGAUAUCUUCCUCGGGUGGAAUAAAAGGAGCCCUUUCGCCUGAGUUAUGGCGCGGCUUUGGCGUUGUUGAGAGGGGCACAUGCUGCUCCCUCUCCCUCCCGCCCCAGAGGAGGCGUCGUCAGGGCUGAUCUACGGCCCGGCUUUGCGUUAGCGUUACGGAACACAGGAUCAGCCCGCUUCAGGCCCAGGACAGCUCCUCUGUGCGCAGAGCUGCGGCCUCCUAAGCGCUCGCAGAAGCACCGUGAUGAUCCACAGACUUUUCCCCCGCACAUUGAACUGCAGCUGCGGGAAGUUUCACGCGUAAAGACGUUCGGAUUGCCUGCAGAUGAGAUUCUCUCACUCCUCCCUGCCUCCCUCCCUUCCUCCCUCCCUGCUUCCCCUCAUUUACCCCACAUACCUAUUCUGGUAUCUCACCACACGACUAAAUUAGACCAAAGAUGAUAAGAGCACAAAGCAUUAUAAUUCCGCCGGGCUCCUCCUCCUUCCAGCCAUGCGUCCUAAUUAAUGGGACACCCCCAGUCGCAAAAAGCCCCGCACUGGACUGCAACAGAGUCAAAGAGUGAAAGGGAAGAGGGCGACAGUGCCACUGGAGAUAAUUGAUUACCUACCAAUCAAUGAUAACUUGUUAGUAUUCGUCAACUCUGUGGACUUCGCCAUUUUCAGGGAGGCCUCUCACUCCUGUGGACCCGCGGAUCCGGGACCGGCUCUCCGAACUCAUCGGAUUAAGAUUCGCGCUUGCUCUCUGCGCUGCUCACCCUCCGGCUUCCUGCUUUGACUUCGAUUCCAAACUGUUAUGUGACUUUCUUCCCAACAUCCACGCGUGUCUUUCCGCCUCUAAACUCUGCCUGAGACCGACGAUGACAUCCAAAGAAGUGGCCAAAUGUGAUGCGGGGGAGCACAGGAGGAGAAGUCCUCUGGACCACUUGCCGCCUCCUGCCAACUCCAACAAGCCGCUCACCCCCUUCAGCAUCGACGACAUCCUCAACAAACCAUCGGUGAAGCGCAGUUACACCAUCUGUGGCACCGCUCAUCUCAUCUCGUCUUCCGAGAAGCACCGCCCGUCCGGCAUCCCCCUGUCCAGCCGCGCGCUCCUCACCCAGACCUCCCCGCUUUGCGCGUUGGAGGAGUUAGCCAGCAAGACCUUCAAGGGGCUGGAGGUCAGCGUUUUACAGGCGGCGGAAGGCCGGGACGGCAUGACCCUGUUCGGACAGAGAACCACACCGAAGAAGCGCCGGAAGUCUCGGACCGCCUUCACCAACCACCAGAUCUAUGAGUUGGAGAAGCGCUUCCUGUACCAGAAAUACCUGUCGCCCGCAGACCGGGACCAGAUCGCACAGCAGCUUGGUCUCACGAACGCGCAGGUCAUCACGUGGUUUCAGAACCGGAGGGCGAAGUUAAAACGGGAUCUGGAAGAGAUGAAGGCCGACGUGGAGUCGGCCAAGGCCAUCGGCCAGGUCCCGUUGGACAAGCUCGCCAAGCUGGCGGACCUGGAGAAAUGCGCCAAUGGCACACUGGGCCACCCGCGAGCCGAGUCCCCCGCGCGGGGAGGCCAGCAGGAGCACGAGCUCGCACAAAAACUGCGGACGUCGCCGCUGUCCCCCUUCUCAGACCACACAACAAGUAAGGAGUGCUCAGAGGACGAGGACGUGGAGAUUGAUGUGGACGACUGAUGGCAAAACGCGCAGCCGGGGGGGCGCAGACCUGCAGAGACGACCCGGGCGGAGCGCGCAGACCCUCCGGAGGACUUGUACACUCACUGCAUAAAAUGUAAACCAUGAGUCCGAACAUGUACCAAAAUGUAAUGACUUCGUAUCGACACAGAUCCACAGUGACGCAUGAAAACGCGCAGAUCCUUGACAGGACCGGUCUCCUCUGUCGGACAAAGCAAUAUGUAAUAACACCGUCAUGAUUAAUUUACAGUGUACUCUCAGCACGUGCACACACUCACCUGUCCUCCUGACCCACACACCUGGAUGAGCGCGCUUGUUUGUUUUCCACACACAUUUUGCAUGAAAAUGCAUGUUUUGAUUUGUGACCAUUAUCUAUUUAUUUCCCCCCUUUAAAACAAACAAAAAAAACAUUUUAUUUAAUUGUUUUUCUGGGAGUGAAACCACUGCUCCCCUGAUGAUGACGGUGCUGAUGAUGAAGAGGCCACCUUGGACCCGAACAGUGAAGGCGUUUUCGGGGAGAAGCAGCAGCUACCACCGUGGUGUUUUUUCUUUUUUUUUUCUUCUUCUUCUUUUUUUUCUUUUUUGUCUUUUUUAUUGUUUGGAUACCACAGAUUUGGAGUCAGAAAUGUUUUGUACACCUGGAAGUGCCUUUCUAAAAUCAGGACAUUAUUUGAAACCAAUGCACAGACUGUAAUGUACAUAGGCUACUAUGGGAAUAAAAUUUGCUUUUGGGAA